AUGGAUGAAAGUACAGAUGUAUGUGACACAGCUCAACUUUUAAUUUUUAUUCGAGGGAUUGAUGAUGAUUUUAAUGUUUACGAAGAACUUGCCGAUCUUUGUAGCUUAAAAGGGACUACCACGGGAGAAGAUCUAUUCGAAAGUAUUGAUAAAUCACUAAACAAUUUAGGAUUAGAGUGGAAAAAAUUAGUUAGUGUAACAACAGAUGGUGGGAAAAACAUGAGUGGUUCCAAUAAAGGUGUGGUAGGAAGAAUAAAGAAAAAAAUGUUACAAAACGAUUGUGAAAUCCCUAUGAAUUUCCACUGUAUAAUUCACCAACAAGCAUUGUGUUGUAAAGUUCUUGCGUGUCAAGAAGUUAUGAGUGUUGUUAUUUCCUCAAUAAAUUUUAUUCGAAAAAAUGGUUUGGGUCAUCGUCAAUUUAAAAAUUUUCUGGAUGAAAUUGAAUCGGAGUAUGGCGACGUUAUAUAUUUUACAGAAGUCAGAUGGUUGAGUAGAGGUGCGGCACUUAAACGAUUUUUUGAUCUACGAUUGGAAAUAGAAAUGUUUAUGAAUGAAAAAAAUAAAAUCGUUUCUGAACUAUCAGAUGAAUCAUGGAUUCUCGAAUUAGCAUUUUUAACAGAUAUAACAACAUUUUUGAAUGAAUUGAAUAUAAAAUUACAAGGCAAAGGAAAAUUACUCUCAGAUAUGUACACUGAUAUUAAAUCAUUUCAAUGGGAUUUAAUUAAACCUAAAUUUCUCAAUAUCAUUGAACAAUUGCAAAACAAAUUUUCAACAAGAUUUGAUGAUUUUUAUAAAUUCGAUAAAGAAAUUAAAUUAUUCCAGAAUCCUUUUCAAGUGGACAUAAAUAAUGUCAAGAAUAAUUUACAAAUGGAAGUCAUUGAACUUCAAAAUGACGAGGUUCUAAAAAAUUCUUUUCGGGAAGCAACUAGUUUGCCUCAAUUUUAUAGUUGUCUUCCAAUAUCUACCUUCCCUGGAAUCAGACAAUUUGCACAAAAACUUAUAGCGGCGUUUACAAAUACAUAUAUAUGUGAGCAGACAUUUUCCAUUGUGAAGUACAGAAAAAGUAAGCACUCUUCGCGCCUUAGUGAUGAACAUUUACGAGCUGUAUUACGAGUUUCAACAACAAGUCUGCAAGCUGAUAUCGAAAAUUUAACUAAUAAACUGCAGGCACAGAAAUCGCAUUAA
This is a messenger RNA of Rhopalosiphum padi (bird cherry-oat aphid), 1185 nucleotides long. RefSeq names its product general transcription factor II-I repeat domain-containing protein 2A-like. The transcript is spliced from 2 exons. Lineage: Eukaryota; Metazoa; Arthropoda; Insecta; Hemiptera; Aphididae. The record is from RefSeq and is a predicted model, not a curated record. The coding region runs from base 1 to 1185 and encodes 394 amino acids.